Messenger RNA from Encephalitozoon intestinalis ATCC 50506, 1449 nucleotides. RefSeq names its product cysteinyl-tRNA synthetase. The record is from RefSeq and is a predicted model, not a curated record. NCBI's taxonomy places the organism in Eukaryota, Fungi, Microsporidia, Unikaryonidae. Gene Ontology annotation, cellular component: cytoplasm. Gene Ontology annotation, biological process: cysteinyl-tRNA aminoacylation. The coding region runs from base 1 to 1449 and encodes 482 amino acids. The transcript has a single exon. Gene Ontology annotation, molecular function: cysteine-tRNA ligase activity; ATP binding.
AUGACCAUGGAUAGGACUUUAAAGCUCUACAAUUCGAUCAGUAAGACCAGCGAAGUCUUUAUACCCAGAAGAGACAAUGAGGUGAAGAUGUAUAUAUGUGGGCCGACGGUGUACGACUCUCCACAUAUAGGACAUGCAAGAACCUAUGUGAUGUUUGAUGUGAUAAGGCGUGUCCUAAGCGAUUAUCUGAGAUACAAUGUGAAUUUUGUGAUGAACAUAACAGACAUCGACGACAAGAUAAUAGUCAGGGCGAAUGAAACAGGGGUCUCCAUGGACGAGGUUACUAGGAAAUACACAGAGGAGUUUUUUGAAGACAUGAAAGCCCUGAAUGUGCGUCCCCCUUCGUUUGUUACAUUUGUGACGUCUUAUGUUGAUAAGAUUAUAAAAUUUAUCGAGAAACUGGAGGUAAAUGGAUUUGCUUAUGAGAGUGAGGGAAGUGUAUAUUUCAACCUGAACAAGUAUCAGGAUAAACACGGUUAUCCACUGUUCAAGAAUAAGGACGGGAUAAACACCGAAGGAGACGAAAACAAAGACAAAAGAAAUCCAUGUGACUUUGUACUAUGGAAAAAGUCAAAGGAAAACGAGCCGAGGUAUGAGUCGAAAUGGGGAUACGGAAGACCAGGAUGGCAUAUUGAAUGCAGCGUGAUGUCUAGUGAUAUUCUUGGAGAAGAUCUUGACAUACAUGCCGGAGGGAUUGAUCUUGCCUUCCCCCACCAUGAGAACGAAAUAGCACAGUGCCAGGCCUACUUCAUGAAGGAACCUUGGGUGAAAUGUUUUCUUCAUACAGGGCAUUUGAACAUUGAUGGACUGAAGAUGUCCAAAUCCUUGAAGAACUUUACAACAAUUAAAGAAGCUUUGGAGGUGAUUUCUCCCCGGCAGCUAAGGAUUCUGUUUCUCCACCACCAAUGGAACAAGGAUAUGAACUAUGAAAGAGAACAUCUGAAGUUUGCAGAAAGCAUCGAGAAAAAGAUAUUCAACUUUAUGUCUGUGGCAGAAAGUAUGAGAAAAAACACUUUGGAAUUCAAGACCCUGGAGGAUGCCGACAGAGAGGUUCUGGGCGAGCUUAAAAAUGUUCAGAAGGUCAUUCAUAACUCAAUUCUUGAUAACAUUGAUACUCCUACAGUGAUGAAGAAGAUUGUGGAAAUGAUAAACUUUACAAACUCAAGGAUGAAAGAUAUAUCGUCAUCGACGGUUCUUGUUGUUAAGGAUUACAUCAAAGAAAUCAUGGAAGUAUUCGGGCUGAAUGAAGUGGAGGCCCAGACCUCUUCCAAGGAGGACUCGAUUGCACAGUUGCUUGGAGACUUCAGAGAAAACAUCAGAAGAAUGGCAAGACAAAAGGAACCCUAUUCUUCCUUUCUUAAAAAAUGCGAUUGGAUACGAGAAAGCAUUAAAGAUCAUGGAUAUAUUAUUGAGGACAAUAAUGAAGGUUCCAUUCUGAGAAAGAAAUAA